Asparagus officinalis (garden asparagus) is the source of this 819-nucleotide messenger RNA. Its product is annotated as protein disulfide-isomerase SCO2-like. Lineage: Eukaryota; Viridiplantae; Streptophyta; Magnoliopsida; Asparagales; Asparagaceae. The record is from RefSeq and is a predicted model, not a curated record. The transcript has 3 exons. The annotation marks the transcript as partial.
UCAUGUCCGUCCUCCCCAAUUCCGGCCUCAAUCCCAUCUCCUUCCCCAAAACCUACCCCACCUCCUCCAAACCCUCUCCCCUCCCCCCCCCCCCCCCCCCCCCCCCCCCCCCCCGCCACUUCCUCCUCCUCCCCCUCCUCCGCUUCCCCCUCCUCCGACUGGUUCCGGACCCCGGCGAACUCCCCCUCCUCCCGCCCAAUCUCCACUCCCAAAGCCAAAGAGGCUGACAGCGGCGACAACAACAAGAAGAAGAAGAACAAGAAGUGGUGGUGGUGGUCUCGAGACAGGGAGAGCUACUUGGUCGACGAUUCUGAGGCCCUCCCUCUUCCCAUGACUUAUCCCGACUCGUCUCCGGUCACCGCCGAUGAGAUCGACAAGCGGCUGCGCUGCGAUCCGCAAGUCGAGGAUUGUAGGGAGGUGGUCUAUGAGUGGACGGGCAAGUGCCGGAGCUGCCAGGGGACGGGAUGGGUGAGCUAUUAUAGUAAGAAGGGGAGGGAGACUGUUUGCAAGUGCAUUCCUUGUCUUGGGCUCGGAUAUGUUCAGAAAAUAACAGCGAGAAAGGACAUAGACGUGAUGGAAGAUCUUGAUGAUGGAAAACCUCCUUGAUAAAACAAUGAUACUCGCUGGUAAAUUUUCGUUAGGCUGCAAACUACUUGAUGGAGGCAAUGAAUUUUUUUUCUUGAACCAAGUGAAGAGAUGCCAAUUUAACAGCAGGAAAACAUACAUCAUUCUUAUUCAAUAUUGUUUACCAUAUAUGAAGCCUUAUGUUUAUUGACAUUACAUUGCACAAAGUGAGGAUGACAGAAAAUGUGGUAUUAA